Molecule: messenger RNA, 1743 nt
Organism: Naegleria lovaniensis
Lineage: Eukaryota; Heterolobosea; Eutetramitea; Acrasida; Naegleriidae
Exons: 1
Coding region: 1-1743 (580 amino acids)
Source: RefSeq, a predicted model, not a curated record
AUGAAGAAGGUCAUCCUUGAUAAAGUUCGAUGUCCAUCACCUACCACUAAUUGUACCACGACUCUCUUGCAUACCUCUGGUGAAAUUUUGCCAUUCCCAUCCUCCUCUGCUAACUCGAUUGCUACCUCCUCUUCCUCACCUUUGGCAUGCUCUCCAACGUCGACCACAACGGAUGGCUCUGCAACAAGCCUUAAUGCGCUCAUGCUGACAAGCCUUUCAACUUCGGGAGGAGCCGUUGCACUUUCUGAGCCCGCCAAUUCUCUAACUGCUUCUACGAAUAUGUUACCACUUCCAAUUCCUAUUGCCACGAGUCAUAAGUCAUCAUCCUCUCCAACUACAUCAAGUACAACACCAGUACUACCAACCAUGAACAAUACAACAACUGUUCUCUUAAUGCAAGGAUCAUCGAUGGAUAUCAUGAACGAAGAAUCAAGCCUUACUUUGGACAAGCAACGUAAAAGAAAAAUCUACAAGAGAGCUCAUUCCAGUUCUGUAACUUCGCAUCCAAGCAAUCCAACCGUCAUUAGUAUUCAUCUCUCUCCUACGAGUAAGGGAAUUGAAGAGGAAUUACCUCAGGACAUGUCCGACGAAGUCGAUGAGGCUCGUGAUGCCUCCUCCUCUCAUGAUGAAAAAGAUGCUGAUUUUGUAUUGGAUCAUGUGGAUGAGACCGAUGAUGAGGAAGAUGAGGAUGAAGAUGAAGAAUUGGAAUUAAUGAUGGAUGAAGAGGAUGAAGAAUAUUCACGUCCUAAGGCUAAAAAGCAAACUAAGAAAAAGAAGGCUAGUACGACGACUGCUCACUCGACCAACAAGCGAGGCUCCUCCAAGAAGAAAUCUCCUUCAUCUCCGACGAGUACUUGCUCUACAACCACAACUAGUAUUGAUGCAUUGGAUGCUCAUCAACAAACACAAACCAUGUGUUGUCUUAAAGGAUGUGAUCAUCCCAUUAGCAAUCGUUUGAGAUUCUCAUUGAGAGUGUGUAGUGAAGAUGAUUUCAAGAGUGAUUAUGUGCAAAGAGGUUUUAAUUGGGUAUGCAAUUAUCACUACUUUCAUGAUUUGUACUUGUACAAGAAGAAUCAAAAGGGAGAUUCCAACUCGACCAAUCGAAAGAAAAAGGCUUCAAAGAAGAAGUCAAACACAUCGAGUACAAGCACAGCGAAUACAGCAGUGGUUGAGACCUCAAGUAAUAAUACAGCGAGUAUGAUAGCUCCAACAACAAGCAACAAUACUGGUGAAGUGAACUCGAGUGCUCUCUUGCAAAUUGUGUCAGCCUCUCUCCAAGCCAAUACUACCAUUGCUACGAACACUCACAAUAACAUGGAAUUGAGUCAACUCUUACAACCAUCACUCGCUCCUGCACUCACUGAAUCCUCACAAGAUUCCUCAAUGACUAAGAGAAAGAGAUCAAGCUCCAAUGCAUCUUCUCCAAGUAAGAAGAAGAAGCAACAAUCGGUUGGUGGUGCUGUAUUGAACACUUCAACGAAUAUUUCACUCUCCACCAGUGCACCUGCAAUUACAGUGUCCUCAACCAUUCUUUCCAUGUCCCCUGCAACAUCACAAAAGACAAUUUCACCAACCAAACAGGAACGAAAGAGAUCUAAAUCUUCUCCAAAGAAGCCUCUGAAGAUUGAUGUUUCUGCAAACACUCUUCAAGUACCAACGAACAAUAUGUUUGUGCAACCAUCACCUGUGCACACUGAUGAUGUGAUUGCACUCAUUAACUUUGUAUCUCAUGCAAAUCAAUAA